AUGGCUCGGUCUUUGGCUAUCCCCGCCGGGCUGGCGAGCUUGCUAUUGCUCGCGGUCCGGGUUGACGCCCACGGUAUUGCGGAUGGUCUUGCAGUCUAUCCUGGGGGAGCCGCAGGAGGCACAUACUAUCGAGGAUACAAUCCAUCAUUUCAGUAUGAGAAGCCGCCUCCAGAGGUAGCAGAGUGGUCGACACCCCAGAACCUCCAAAACGGCUUCGUAGCUCCCGCUGCCUACAACACACCAGACAUCAUCUGCCACCUUGGCGCCACCCCCGGAGCCGUAGCCAUACCGGUCAACGCCGGCGACGAGCUCGGCAUCCACUGGGAUACCUGGCCCGACUCGCACAAGGGGCCCAUCGUCGACUCUCUGGCCAACUGUGAAGGAGCAUGCCAAAAUGUCGACAAGACCAAACUCAAGUUCUUCGACAUCAGCCGCGAAGCCGUCAUCAACGCCGCAUCCGAUCUCUGGGCCCCCAACGUCCUCAUCAAGAACGACCUCACCUGGUUCGUCAAGAUUCCCGAGAGCAUCGCGCCCGGCAACUACGUUCUCCGCCACGAGAUUGUCGCCCUCCACGCUGCCGGUCAGCCCAACGGCGCGCAAAGCUAUCCGUUUUGCUUCAAUCUCGCUAUUUCUAGUAAGGGGACGGAUCACCCGGAAGGUCGGACGUUUGAGGGGUAUUAUAGUCAGAACGAGGUGGGCAUUGUGUGGGAUCUGUUUGGCAAAUCUGCUGCGGAUUACAAGAUUCCUGGGCCAGCAGACAAUCUGUACUCCAAGGCCGAGGUCGCCUCCCAGCGCAAGCCCAGUAUCACCGCCACCGGCACCUUCGUCAAGUCACUCGACCUCGCCGCUCUUCCCAAGGAAACUUCUUCCGCAGAGGAGGAGGCAUCCACCUCCGAGGCUGCUGCCUCCAAUACAGAGGUCGCAGAGGAGACUCCUGCCUCACCCACGAACGCCGGCACCACCACUGAUAGCGUCCAGGUAAACCCUCCAUCUCCCACUGCCGCCACGUCCGAGAAGGAAAGCACCCCUGCCGCCUCGAGCGAAGAAGCUCCGUCCCAGACAUCCGAGAGUCCGGUCUCAUCAUCCGAGGCGCCGGCUAGUAACUCGAUUGCUGCGGCGGUAGUGUAUAGCACGGUGUAUAUCACCCAUAGGGUUACGGUUACUCAGGUUGAUACGACGACACUUUUCGCUACUGUUACGCUUCCACGGCCUUAG
Scedosporium apiospermum is the source of this 1215-nucleotide messenger RNA. RefSeq lists its product as uncharacterized. NCBI's taxonomy places the organism in Eukaryota, Fungi, Ascomycota, Sordariomycetes, Microascales, Microascaceae. The record is from RefSeq and is a predicted model, not a curated record. The transcript is spliced from 5 exons. The coding region runs from base 1 to 1215 and encodes 404 amino acids.